GCGGAAGUGUUCGUAAACUGGCAGAAAAUAAUUGAAGUUGUUUUACAGCUGCAGCUGUACACUUUUACUUUAGUUUUACAUACAGGACUGGACAAAAUUAUGAUGUAGCGAUUAGGACGAGUUGCAACUCCGUCAUCAGAUGUCACUGAGAAUCGCAAGAUUAAACCGGGAAAACAUUGCUCAACAUGCCGUUCACUAUGGCUGACAUGGAGUUGCUAAGUGCAGAGCUCCCUCUAGAGGCAGCGGACGGCAAGUCUCUGCCCGAGGCUAUCAAAGACAAGUACUUCAAUGACGAGCCCCUGUCAGGCAUGAUCCUGGGACAAGUCAACAUUAUAUCCAACAUGCCCGUUCUCAAAGAUUCCAGGUCCGGAGCUAUAAAUCUCCCACCAUGCCUUGCUCUGAAUUACUGUUGCAUUGUGGGAGCUGGAGACCAGGGUGAGGUGGAGAAGAUGUGCAAGAACGUGACGGAGUUGGACCUUUCCGAGAACAGCCUGAGCAAAUGGCAGGAGGUUUUGUCCAUCACUGGCCAGAUCCCCCAGCUGUGCUUCCUCAACCUGAGCAGUAACCCCCUCAGCACCGCUAUGCCGGCCCAUCUGGCCCCCGUCCCGCUGAUGGCCGGCAUUACUAACUUGGUCCUGAAUAACACAAAGGUACCCUGGAGCACAGUGCAUGUGUUGCUGGAUGGUACACCCAGGCUAGAACAACUCCACUUGAGCCUGAACGACUACGGGGCGGUCCACCCGGCCGACAAAAGCUACCCGACAGUCACACUGUUACAGUUCAACCGAAACCAGAUCACCGACUGGACGGACGUGACCAAGCUGGGCCAGAUGUUCCCCAACCUGGAAUGCUUCUUCGUCUCUGAGAACGACGUCAGGGGACUUACGGAAUCCGUGGGAGCGCACUUCCCCGGUCUCAAGAGCCUGUGCCUGAGCGAGACGGGCCUGGCAUCGUGGGAAGAGAUCGACGCCUUGGCGUCGUUCCCGGCACUCACCGAGGUGCGUCUAAAGCGCGUGCCACUGGCUGAAGCGUACGGGGAGAAAGAGCGCCACCAGCUGAUGAUCGCCAGGCUGACGCGGCGCGUGACACGACUCAACGGGAGCCGGAUCGGGGACACGGAACGGGAGCAAGCCGAGAGGGCUUUUAUCAGACACUACAUGAACCGAGAAGAUAAACCUAAAAGGUACCACGAGCUCAUCGAGACCUACGGAAACCUGAAUCCAUUAGCCAACGUGGACCUCCGCCCCAAGACCCACGUCAAGUGCCUGGUGCGCUUUGAGGACACGUCCCAGGAAGUCAACAUCUCAGUCAAGCAGACCGUGGGCCAGUUCAAGCAGACCCUUCAGGACUUUGUGGGUCUACCCCCGUCCCAAUUCCGGCUCUGGUACUGCGACCAAGAAAUGAUGCGUGGCUGUGGUGCCACUUUGUUGAGGUACCCCGGAAAGCUCCUGUACUCUCUAAGAAUUCAGGACGGAGACGAGUUUGUCAUCGACAGAAAGUAACGACCAACUUGAACAAUAUCUUCUUUUUUUAUACCAACAUGGCAUUUUUGUGCUGCUAUUUUAUCGGAGGUGAUUUAGUGAAUUAUUAGUAUGAUAAAUUAUUGUUUUACUGAUAUCGACCCUUAGGCCAAAAAAAAAAGUCUCCGGUUUCUGGUAUGCGCGCGCGUCGCCGUAGCCAUGCACGUCGGCAAAAUGAAAAAAAAAAUUUUCAAUAA
This is a messenger RNA of Patiria miniata (bat star), 1717 nucleotides long. RefSeq names its product tubulin-specific chaperone cofactor E-like protein. Lineage: Eukaryota; Metazoa; Echinodermata; Asteroidea; Valvatida; Asterinidae. The transcript has 6 exons. The record is from RefSeq and is a predicted model, not a curated record. Gene Ontology annotation, biological process: protein folding. Gene Ontology annotation, molecular function: alpha-tubulin binding. The coding region runs from base 186 to 1502 and encodes 438 amino acids.